This is a messenger RNA of Nelumbo nucifera (sacred lotus), 438 nucleotides long. RefSeq names its product signal peptidase complex subunit 1-like. The record is from RefSeq and is a predicted model, not a curated record. Lineage: Eukaryota; Viridiplantae; Streptophyta; Magnoliopsida; Proteales; Nelumbonaceae. Gene Ontology annotation, cellular component: signal peptidase complex; membrane. Gene Ontology annotation, biological process: protein targeting to ER.
AUGGAUUGGCAAGGGCAGAAGCUCUCUGAGCAGCUGAUGCAGAUCAUGCUCGUCGCCUUUGCCGUAGUGGCCUUCAUCACCGGUUACUCCAUAGGUUCUUUCCAGACGAUGCUUCUCAUCUACACCGCCGGCGUUGUCCUGACUACAUUGGUCACUGUUCCCAACUGGCCCUUCUUCAAUCGACAUCCUCUGAAGUGGUUGGAUCCGAUUGAAGCAGAGCGCCAUCCCAAGCCACAACCAGUAGCUCCGAAAAAGAAAUCCACUAAGCAGCAUUAGAAAUAGGUCAUACAACAUAUAUUGCUAGAUGAUACUAGGGUUUUCUUUAGAUGGAACUUUUAUGGAUGGUACUUAUACUUUAUGAUGGUGGAUGCUUACUGUUAUUUCAAUUGAUGUUUGAAUUAAAACAAGGGAAAUUUUUAUGCGCCUUAUACCUGUCCA